UAUCGCAACAUCCCUACACAUGGAAAUAUAGCUGAUAAUCUGAGAACCAAUGUUGAUUCAGCUUAUCUAAUCAUAGAUAAGGCUGUUAUCAUAAUAUUGUCAGUUAUAAUAGUAUUGGUUGAUAUAGUUUAGAAUAGGGUCAGUCGAAUUUGUGGGUUGUUGAAGGCACCAGAUCACUCAGUCACAGUACCGUACUAAUGGCUUCAUUGCAAGACUUGCCAGACAUUUCUACAAUAUCAGUUAAAGAUGAGGCUUACAUUGACCCAGCUGACUACAUCUUCCAACACAGUGAAUACCAUGAUGUGACUUUCAAUGUGGGAAGCAAUAAUGACAAAACUGAGACGAUCAGAGCAGUGAAAGUUCACCUCAUAGCCCACAGUCCUGUUUUCAGACAGCUACUGUUGAACAAUAAGGCCAACACUCGAGUUUGCAUUUCUGAUGUCAGUCCUGAGAUUUUCAAGCUAAUAUUGAGACAUGUAUAUGGAGGAGAGAUCUCAAGCCUCGAUCCCUCAACAGCUGGGCAGUUGGCCUUGACCGCUGAUACUUUUAAUAUCCGCCCAUUGGUGAAGAAAGCUUGCAUGCUGAUAGUACCGAAGUCAGCAAAUGAUGUGUUCCCAGCACUGCUGUGUGUGGCCAACAUAUCCUGUCCUGAGCUUGAGCCUCAAGUUACCAAG
Molecule: messenger RNA, 674 nt
Organism: Homalodisca vitripennis (glassy-winged sharpshooter)
Lineage: Eukaryota; Metazoa; Arthropoda; Insecta; Hemiptera; Cicadellidae
Molecular function (GO): protein binding
Source: RefSeq, a predicted model, not a curated record